Messenger RNA from Plectropomus leopardus (leopard coralgrouper), 3698 nucleotides. RefSeq names its product transmembrane protein 184C (gene tmem184c). NCBI's taxonomy places the organism in Eukaryota, Metazoa, Chordata, Actinopteri, Perciformes, Serranidae. The record is from RefSeq and is a predicted model, not a curated record.
GUACACCCUCAACAACAGUUACUUUUUCGGAAACUUUUGACCAGCGCAAACCUCCUAAAAAUACAGUAAAUUGUUUUUUCGUGUAAACAGCCGAUGGACAUAUCAGUGCGGAGUUUUGGCGCGUCGCGGCAGACAUUGUGACACUUUCAACGGUCCAGACUGUAUCAUCUGCUUUGUUUGUUUACAUGGUGAAAAAGCUGACAAGCUAACGUUAGCAACCUAGCUUGGCAUAACCGAGUCAUAUGAGCUGAUAAUUAUCCUCAAGCUUUGUCCUCAUGAAUGAAACUUAACAUUAGCGAAGGAGCCAAACGUACCUGUGCAUUAGUGGAGGGUUGUGUCGGAUCGCAGUGUGCCGGUGAAAGUGUAACAAUGCGGAGCUAACGUUAAAUAUGUCUAGCGUCUGUUAAAUUGUUUUGUCACUGUACCUGCGGUGGUUUUAAAGGCCCGACAGCGUCUUCAUGUCAAGAUGCCUUGUUCCUGCGGGAACUGGAGAAGAUGGAUCAGGCCGCUGGUUGUUGUUUUGUAUAUUUUGCUGCUGUUAGUCGUCCUGCCCCUGUGUAUCUGGGAGCUGCAGAAGGCAGGGGUUGGCGUUCAUAAUAAAGCAUGGUUCAUCGCUGGGAUAUUUGUCUUCAUGACCAUACCUAUAUCAUUAUGGGGCAUCCUCCAGCAUCUGGUUCACUACACUCAGCCAGAGCUUCAGAAACCUAUCAUCAGGAUAUUAUGGAUGGUCCCAAUCUACAGCUUGGACAGUUGGAUUGCAUUAAAAUACCCCGGUAUAGCAAUUUAUGUGGACACAUGCAGAGAGUGCUACGAGGCCUAUGUCAUCUAUAACUUCAUGACCUUCUUGCUGAACUACCUGGAGAAUCAGUACCCCAGCCUGGUGUCAAUGCUGGAGGCCCAGGAGCAGCAGAAACACCUACCCCCUCUUUGCUGCUGCCCGCCCUGGCCAAUGGGAGAGGUUUUGCUGUUGAGAUGCAAACUGGGAGUGUUGCAGUACACAGUUGUAAGACCCGUCACAACAGUGAUUGCCUUGAUCUGUCAGCUGUGUAACGUGUAUGAUGAAGGUAACUUUAGUUCCAAAAAUGCGUGGACGUACCUGGUCAUCUUCAACAAUAUGUCACAGCUGUUUGCCAUGUACUGCCUGGUGCUGUUCUACAGGGCUCUGAGAGAGGAGCUGAGUCCAAUCAAACCUGUUGGCAAAUUCCUUUGUGUCAAAAUGGUGGUGUUUGUCUCUUUCUGGCAAGCUGUGUUCAUUGCUUUGCUGGUGAAAGUGGGUAUUAUCUCAGAAACACGUACAUGGGACUGGAACAGUGUGGAGGCUGUAGCAACUGGCUUACAGGAUUUUAUCAUCUGUGUGGAGAUGUUUCUGGCUGCCAUUGCCCAUCACUUCAGCUUCACCUACAAGCCUUACAUCCAGGAGGCUGAGGAGGUUUCAUGCUUUGACUCCUUCAUGGCAAUGUGGGACAUCUCUGAUGUCAGAGCAGACAUUUCUGAACAAGUCCGAAAUGUUGGGAGGACAGUCAUGGGUCGUCCAAGGAAGUCGUACUUUGGCGAGGCGCAGAAUGAUGGUGAGCGAUCUGGCUUGCUCUCUUCAGCCUCCCAAGAUGCCAUCUCAGAGGCGGUACCCAACGCCGUAUCACCCAAAGGUCAAUACGAGGGCCUGGGCAGAACCCCAACACCGCACUCCCUGUCAGCCCCCGCCGGGCUCAGCUCGGCCCCGUGGGAUGAAGGAUAUGAGGCUGGUGCUGAAGAAACACAGGAAGAAGAAAGGACCAACCAAACCAAAGAAGUGACAGAGGCAGAUCUCAUCGUGAUCACUUAGCCAACAGACUACAGCAGACAUGGUUGGGCAGGACCCAAUUAUAGCCUUGCCAUUUUCCUUCAGACAUUACUGGACUGAUGAAACAUUAAAUAAGCUGUUUGAAAGGCACAUCAACCAAGUGAUAGUACACGUUUGCCAACAAAUGCAAAACCAGACGGACCUCUCUGCCAGUGACAGCUCCAAGAAUGUUCAGUGAAGUUGUGGCCCUGAAUGACUUUAGAUAACGUGCAUUUUAUGCCGUUUUGUUAUAGUUAGGAGUUAUGUGGCUCGUGGUCCUCUGCCAAAAUGGGUUUAAUUAUGAUUGGAAAGUCGUUCGGUUGGUUUUAACGUGCAUCCCAAAGAGCACACUAGUUUCUUGAGAUGAGACGCCACAUAACGCCUCCUGAAGUCUGAGUGAAGUUUCCAUGUGUGUCCUUUCCUGUUAUUACGCACUAUUUCUGGUGUCGUCUUAGUCAUAACAUGAUUUCAGAUAUGACAGAUUAUAAAGAGAAAUAUGCAAUUUUAAAAUACAAAUGUUUUCUUUGCUUUAUAAUGUAGUUUAUAGUGAUCUUUUUUUAAGAUUAUUUUUGGGGCUUUUUUUGCCUUUAUUGACAGGAUGGCUGAAGAUAGACAGUUAACAUGGUAGAGAGAGAGGAAAUGACAUAAAGCAAAGGGCAGUGGGCCGGAAUCAAACCCAGGCUGCUGCAAAGGCCUCACCCUUCAUGGGGCACACACUACCUGGUAGACUAGAGGUUGUUUGGAUUGAAACAAUUUUAAAUCAAAAUAUGAUAUUGAAGCACAUUACAUUUCCAGAAGCAUCUUUAGGUAUUUUUUUUAACUGUUAAAGAUGUGUGAAAAGAGCUGACGCAACAAAGGUUUUGGGAUGCGCAGGUAAAUGUAUUAUUAUUAACACUAAACUGUUUCAGUGGAGACUUUAAAUUGAGGAGAGUGCUAAAAGUUGUGUCCUGACUUUGUGACACCACUACAAAAUCAACAUGAAAGGUUCAGUGUGUAGAAUUUAGAGCAGCUAUUAGCAAAAAUGGAAUUUAAUAUUCAUAACUAUGAUUUUAUUAGUUUAAUAUCACCUGAAAAUAAGAAUCGUUGUGUUUGCGUUACCUUAGAAUGAGCCAUUUAUGUCCUCAGACGUAGUCCACCUGUUGUUUCUACAGUAGCCCAGAAAGAGAGGGUCAUUUGCAUUGUUCCCUGUAGUUCUCUUACAUGCUUGGCAUAAGUUUCAGUUUUACAACCUCACUAAAUCCUACACACUAGACCUUUAAUACAAUGUAUUUCCAAGGGAUAUGGCAGAUACUACAAGUACAAACAAGUAUUAAAAUAACAAACUCAAUUCAGUCAGUUGCAAUCAGCACAUUCUAGUAAAUUUAUAUCAAUGCUUUCAUUCAUACAGCUCACUCGAAAUAUCUGGGUUGAAUAGAAAUUUAUUCAUUAGUCUUCUCAGAUGCCUUUUUCUAUGUGCCGUUGAUCUAGUGUAUUCACCACAUCAAUUUAGCUUUUAUAUUGCAGAAUUAGUUUAAUUUAAUGAGGUGUUUUCCAUCAUUUUUAGACUUUAAGAUGAAGUUACUUUGCAGCUAUUGUACUUAAGCCAUUUACUUUUUCCCACAGAUUUUCUGGGCUCUUUUGUCAUCGUGACUUACUUGGAUUCGUGCAGGGAUAUUGACAUGUUCAAUGUACAGUGUAGGAUAUCAGUUUGUGUCAGAAAAAAAACAUUAAACGUAUUAAAUCACAAGCAUAAUCUGUAUCAUAUUGAGAUAGAGAAUGUUGCAUUGCCUUACAUGAUUUUAUUUUAUUUUUUUAAAUAAGACUGAGCUGAUGUUAAUGGUUCCACAUUUUAAUUGAAUUCCAUCUCUGACAGUCUCUUCAAUAAAUCAGAUUAAUAACA